GGCGGGUUUGAGUCGAGGCGAAGUGGGUGACCGUUGCUACAGCAGCAUCUCCUGCUUUCUCUGAGAAAGAUGGAGGAACUGGACGAAUCCGUGCCCGUUGGCGAGGAGCUGCUGCCGUGCAAAGUGUGCGGGAGAAGAUUUUUCUCACGAGUCCUUAAAAAGCACACGCCCAUCUGCCAGAAAACCGCCACGAAGAGAAGGAAGGUGUUUGACUCGAGCAGACAGAGAGCCGAGGGCACCGACAUCCCGAAUGUGAAACCACUCAAGCCAAAGCCUGAACCACCCAAGAAACCAUCCAACUGGCGCCGAAAGCAUGAGGAAUUCAUUGCCACCAUCCGCGCUGCCAAGGGCCUGAGCCAAGUGAUGAAAGAUGGUGGCCCUCUUCCCCCGCCCCCUCCUCCGUCCUACGAUCCAGAUUAUAUCCAGUGUCCGUAUUGUCAGAGGCGGUUUAACAAGAACGCAGCUGAGCGGCACAUCAAAUUCUGUAAGGAGCAAGCGUCCCGCAUUUCCAACAAGGGGAAAUUCCCUGGAAAUGACAAAGCCAAGCCUCCAGCCAGGACGCAGUAUAAACCUGCCCCGGUGAAGAAGGUGAGUCCUGUAACUUCCACGUCUUCAGUGUCUUCCUCUCGCCUACCUCAGCGUCCAGCCUACGGACAGGGCGGCGGAACUGGAAUUUCCGGCACUAAAAAUCCCACAGGCUCCGUAAGGAAUGUGUCGUCCUCUUUCUCUCCAUCCUGUCCUAGCUCAGGUGGCGUGACCAGUCCUCCCUCUGGGGUUAAUACCAAACCUAAAGGCGUGGUUGCUCCGAGUUCACUGAAGAGCACAACCUACGGAGGAGGAAUCAAUAAAAAGAAGGUCUACAGUCCCAACAACGAUAAUUCAAGGAAUGAGGUGAAAAACGAGGAAGAAGUGGACUAUUCCACACAGGGGACCAAGUUCUGUCAUGAGUGUGGAACCAAGUACCCAGUGGACUGGGCCAAAUUCUGCUGUGAAUGUGGGGUGAGGAGGAUGUGCAUUUAGAGAAAGCGAGGGAGACGGAGAUGUCUUUUUAAUGCUGAAUUGUCCAUUUUUCCAAUCAUUGCAUUUUGUGCCCAAGAAUUCCAGUCUUUCUCUACUUUUUAAUUUGUUUUUGCAUUGUUGUAAUUUCGUUUGUGUUUAUCAGAGUGCAAUAUGAUAAACUACUGACCUUUUUUUUUUUUUUUAAUCAGAAUUAGAUUAAAAAUGAAUUCUACCCAUGUCGAAUUCAUUUCAAAAAACAAAAAUCGGCGUCCCGACAUCGCACCUCCAUUUUGAAGCAGGAAGAUCCAACACAGUAUUAUGAUUUAAUUUAUAUUUUAAUUUAUGCGGAUACAAUUCCGAAGCAAAGCCAUUUACAUUUGUCUUUUUGUUUAAUUAUAUUAUUUUUUUCUUUUCUUCAAGUGCAUAAUGGAUAUUUAUCUUGACAUUUCACGUAUUGUAAUGAAUGCAAAAUACAAAGUAUGUUCACUCGACCGGAGCAAUCCGUCACAGCUUGAUCAUGAUCCAUCCGUACACAAAAUCGCACCCGGCGAGCGAUUAAAUUUGUACAUUUCGCUGCAUGAUCACCUGAUCAUAAUCAUGUGCAGAAAAUAGCUUUACAGCCUUAAGGCCUUUAUAAUCCCGUCGCUGCUCCUCUGCUGGUAGGUUCUGUAAGCUAAAGAUACACGUAUAUAAAAUCCCUCUGUGAUUAAUUACCCCUGUGUGCUGUUAUAGCCGAACACUACUGCGGUGUCAUUCUUAUGAAUGGUGUGUAUCGUUUCUGUAAGACAGAGCGGGUACAGGACCUGCUGACAGAGUGGAUGGACACCAACACCAGGUUUACCACUGUAUGUGCAGAAUGUCUCGUGAAUAAACUUACAUGAAAGUGCUAAGAUGGA
This is a messenger RNA of Neoarius graeffei (lesser salmon catfish), 1895 nucleotides long. RefSeq names its product zinc finger, C2HC-type containing 1A (gene zc2hc1a). The transcript is spliced from 9 exons. Bases 70 to 1020 code for a protein of 316 amino acids. The record is from RefSeq and is a predicted model, not a curated record. NCBI's taxonomy places the organism in Eukaryota, Metazoa, Chordata, Actinopteri, Siluriformes, Ariidae.